AUAGUUUGUUCCCCAAUUCAAGCCUUACAUUAGUUUAUUUUGGAGAAGAAAAAAACGAUGAAGCUGCACAUAUAACCCUUUCCUCAUCCAAAUAACCCUAAUUCUGUGCCCUAUAUUUUCUCCACCCACUGCUUUCCCCAAAAUUCAUUCGGUUAGGGGUUUUUCUCCAUGGAUUCUGAUGAUAUGCACGAUGCCAACGAUGUUGAAUCCCUCGAUGACGAUUUCUACGGUGGUGAAACCGAAGAUGAUGAUGAUAAUAACAAUGAUGCUGCUGAUGAUUACGUUGAUGGUGCUGAUAAUUCUGACCUUGCUCAGAGAACUGAGAUAAAUUUUUCCAUAUUGAAAGAAUCAGAUAUCCGGGAACGGCAGGAAGAUGAUAUCAGGAGUGUCGCAGCAGUUCUUUCCAUACCACCUGUUGCUGCAAGCAUCCUACUUCGUCAUUAUAAUUGGAAUGUCAGUAAUGUUAAUGAAGCUUGGUUUGCUGAUGAAGACGGAGUCCGAAGAAAAGUUGGCUUGUUGGAGAAGCCAGCUUAUAAGAAUCCUGAUGCUAACAAAAUGCCUAAGCUUACUUGCGGCAUCUGUUUUGAAGCUUAUCGUCCUUCUAAGAUUCACACUGCUUCUUGUGGUCAUCCGUACUGUUCUUCAUGCUGGGGAGGAUAUAUUGGCACUUCAAUCAACGAUGGUCUGGGAUGCUUGAUGCUGAGAUGUCCUGAUCCCGCCUGUGCUGCUGCCGUUGAUCAAGAUAUGAUUGAUGCAUUUGCAUCUGCUGAAGAUAAAAAGAAGUAUGAACGUUACCUUGUUAGAUCUUACAUUGAAGUCAAUAAAAAGACCAAGUGGUGUCCUGCUCCUGGUUGUGAACAUGCAGUUAAUUUUGAUGCUGGUGAUGAAAAUUAUGACGUAUCUUGCCUCUGUUCAUAUAGCUUUUGCUGGAAUUGCACUGAAGAUGCUCACCGUCCAGUGGAUUGCGACACAGUGUCGAAGUGGAUUUUGAAAAACAGUGCAGAAUCUGAAAACACGAACUGGAUACUUGCUUACACGAAGCCGUGUCCCAAGUGCAAGAGAUCGAUUGAAAAAAACCGUGGAUGCAUGCAUAUGACAUGUAGUGCACCUUGCAGAUUUCAAUUUUGCUGGCUAUGCCUUGGUGAUUGGUCAGACCAUCGCGGUGCUUGCAAUCGUUUUCAAGACUCUGAAAAACAGGCGGUGUAUGAUGAAACUGAAAAAAGAAGAGAAAUGGCAAAGAAAUCAUUGGUGAAGUACACACAUUAUUAUGAGCGGUGGGCUACAAACCAAUCUUCAAGGCAAAAAGCUCUUACUGAUCUACACCAGAUGCAAACUGUUCAUAUGGAGAAUCUUAGUGACAUACAGUGCCAACCUGAGUCGCAGCUUAAGUUCAUAACCGAGGCUUGGUUACAGAUAGUUGAGUGCAGGCGGGUAUUGAAGUGGACAUAUGCAUAUGGAUACUAUUUAGAUGAGCAUGAGCUUGCUAAAAAGAAGCUCUUUGAGUACUUGCAAGGUGAGGCAGAAUCAGGCUUGGAGAGACUUCAUCUAUGUGCCGAAAAGGAACUCCAAGUAUUCCUCAGUGCUGAAGGCCCCUCUAAAGAAUUCAACGAUUUUCGCUCAAAACUAGCUGGAUUGACCCGUGUGACUAAAAACUUCUUCGAGAAUUUGGUUAGGGCAUUAGAGAAUGGUUUAAGUGAUGUGGAUAGUAAUGGAGCUGCUACGAGCAAAGCAAAGAGUUCAAAAAAUGCUGCAGGGAGCAGUAAGGGAAGAGGAAAGGGGACAAAUCGAGCUACCGUGUCCAGCAAAAUAACCGUUGAUAAUGAGUGGUAUUGUGUUGAAUGUACCUAUGCAAACGUCGGAUCUGCCACUGCUUGCGCCAUGUGCAGUGAGUGGUCUUGUGGGCAAUGUACCUAUGCAAACAUCGGAUCUGCCACAGCAUGCGCGGUGUGCAAUCAACAGCGUCAAUGACCCACUAGAAACACAUGCCUUCUACUCAAAGGCCAACACACCAAAAGCUGAAAUGGAGUCGGUAAUCAUAGUUAUGUGCUGGUUUCUUUUUGUAUGGCUAUUUAAUAUUUAACUAGUAAAGAGAUCAAUUUCAAAUUAUUGAAAUAUUAGAGUAUUAGGACACAAUACUUCCUAUUUAAAAUUUUAAAGAGUGCUCUUAGGGCACUCAUUAGCAUUUCCCUUAGUUUUUUAUAUCUAUUUAUUGCUUUAAUUUGUAACUUUGGUCAUUGUGACUUGGAAAGCCAAAAUGAAACCUUAAUUGAUUGUUACAAUGAAACUUUAACCGUAAGAAGCUACUGCAUUUGCAGCAAUGCCAGCGGUUCUGUCCAAA
This is a messenger RNA of Medicago truncatula (barrel medic), 2338 nucleotides long. RefSeq names its product probable E3 ubiquitin-protein ligase ARI7. Gene Ontology annotation, molecular function: ubiquitin-protein transferase activity; zinc ion binding. Gene Ontology annotation, biological process: protein ubiquitination. The record is from RefSeq and is a predicted model, not a curated record. The coding region runs from base 169 to 1968 and encodes 599 amino acids. NCBI's taxonomy places the organism in Eukaryota, Viridiplantae, Streptophyta, Magnoliopsida, Fabales, Fabaceae. The transcript has 2 exons.